GGCUACUGAUGUGUGGGAUAUUCUGUUGGAUAAUCGUAAAUGAGGAAGACAAUAAAGGCUAUGACGAGACUAAAAGGAGUAUUCUUCGUUUAGUAAGACGACGUGGUCCGGAUGGUUUUGAAAGCAGCGUACAUAAAAUUAACUGCAAGUCAAGUUGUUUACCGCACAAACUAGCUUCUUCUUGCGAAGAAAGCAACAAGCAGGAAAAGGCCACUUGUGAUACCGGUGAUGAAUUCUUCGUACGUUUGGAAAUGGCUGCUAGUGUUCUUCAUCUGCGCGGAAAGUUUACUUCUCAACCAUUGAAAGAUGACAUGGGCAAUGCGUUGCUAUGGAACGGAGAGAUAUUCGGUGGUGUUGAGGUGAGAGAUAUGGACAAUGACACAGAAGUUCUUCUGAAAGCACUUGGAGAUUGUGUUAGCAGUGCUGAUAUUUUAGCUGUCAUGUCACGUGUGCAGGGGCCUUGGGCUUUUGUAUAUUAUCAGGCAAAACACAGAUUACUGUGGUUUGGCCGGGACUUUUAUGGUCGACGUAGUCUACUCUGGCAUCUUCCACGUCACCCAUUGGACUUGUUUGCAUUGUCUUCGAUAGCUACAAGAACUGGAAAGCUGACUAAGUGGUUGGAAGUUCCCGUAGGAAUCUAUUCUCUUAAUUUGGCAUCAUUGCUGACAGACAAAGUUCACAUUACUUAUUACUGUUGGAGAUAUGAAUAUCAAGUGUUUAGACAUAAUGAGGAACCUUUACAACAGUUUGAAACACUGCCAGCUGAAUGUCAACAGUACAUUUCUUUUACACUUUCUGCCAUUUCAGUAGCUCCUCCAGUUUCACCAUUCAAUGCUAGUUUGACUUCAGUGACAGUAACUUUGCACAGUGAAUGCCAUGUUCACCAAUCAAUCAUCUGUAGUCAAUACCCAGAUGGCUCAUUACAUUCUGGUGUGAGAAGACAAUUAGCAGAGACAUUUCUUAAUCUUCUUGAAAAAGCAGUUGGGAAACGUGUUACAAACAUUCCAUCAUUAGGUGAUGUAGCGUCACAAAGACUUCUGGACAUAGACAGGAAAGACAGAAGAGUUCUCACUACAAACCAUUUGGGCCAUAGUACACAGAUAAUGGGAAAUGCUAAAGUAGGUGUUUUGUUUUCUGGUGGAGUCGACUCUAUUGUUCUUGCAGCUAUUGCUGACAGAUGUGUAGUCAAAGAUGACGAGAUUGAUCUGUUGAAUGUUGCUUUUGAACAAAAAGACAAAAGGUUAAGGCAGUGUGAUGUAAGGAAGCCACACGAGAGUGAUGGUAGGUUCUUAUUGGAAAGUGAUUUUGAUGUGCCGGAUCGCUUAACAGGACUUUCAGGAUUACAAGAGUUGAAAAAAUUAAAUUGUGAAAGGACUUGGAACUUUGUGCAGAUUAAUGUUAGAGCUGAAGAGCUGGAAAGAGACAGGGACAAUCAUAUUGGUGAUCUGGUCUAUCCUCAUACAACAGUCUUGGAUGACAGCAUAGGAUGUGCCUUGUGGUUUGCAGCAGGAGGGAAAGGAUUGCUGAACACUGCUGACUCGUCCUCUUGUUCUUAUCUGAGUCAAGCAAAGGUUCUUCUAGUUGGCAUGGGAGCAGAUGAGCAAUUAGGUGGAUACUCACGGCAUAGACAAGCCUUUCAACUUCAUGCUUGGCGUGGUUUGUUGGAUGAAAUUCAUCUCGAUGUCAAUCGAAUUUCGCAAAGAAAUUUAGGAAGAGAUGAUAGAUGCAUCUCGGACCAUGGCAGAGAGACACGUUUACCGUACUUGGAUGAAGACGUUGCUAGCUUUCUGAACUCACUUCCAGUCUGGUGCAAGGCUGAUCCCCGUCUACCUCGUGGUGAGGGAGAAAAGAUUUUAUUGCGAGAUGUUGCUCGUUUAAUAGGACUAGAUGGUUCAGCCACAUGUCCAAAACGAGCUAUUCAGUUUGGUUCAAGAAUAGCUAAACUUCAAGGUUCAGGAAUCAAAGGCUCUGACGUUUCCAGCCAUUUACAAAUAUAGAAUUAGUUGACACGUACAAUUAAUGCUCAUCCUGUGCAGUUUGGAUGAAAGUGUGAAAAUCAGGAAGGAUAGGCAUGUGUAAGUAUAAAGAUAACUACCUUCUUAUUGGUUUGUAA
Corticium candelabrum is the source of this 2113-nucleotide messenger RNA. RefSeq names its product asparagine synthetase domain-containing protein 1-like. NCBI's taxonomy places the organism in Eukaryota, Metazoa, Porifera, Homoscleromorpha, Homosclerophorida, Plakinidae. Bases 9 to 1997 code for a protein of 662 amino acids. The transcript is spliced from 14 exons. The record is from RefSeq and is a predicted model, not a curated record. Gene Ontology annotation, molecular function: asparagine synthase (glutamine-hydrolyzing) activity.